AUGGCUGGGUGCUGGCUCGGGCCCCUCUGCUGCCUCAUGGCGUCUCUCCUGCCUGCAGCCCUGAGCACCAACAGAGGAGAAGUUUGCGACUGCAACGGGAUGUCCAGGCAGUGUGUCUUUGACUGGCAUCUCCUGAGGGAGACUGGGAACGGGUACCGCUGCCUUGGCUGCCUGGGCAACACGGAGGGUGCCCACUGCGAGCGCUGCAAGGAGGGCUUCUUCCGCCAGCGGGAGGAGGACUGCUGCCUGCCCUGCCGCUGCCACCCCCAGGGUGCCCUCAGCCCACAGUGCAACAGUGACGGCUGGUGCAGCUGCAAACCUGGUGUGAUGGGCAAGAAGUGCGACCAGUGCCAGCCAGGCUUUGAGUCCCUCUCUGAGGCCGGGUGCCAGAGGAGUGGCCAGAAUCUGCAGUGCGAGUGUGACCCAGCUGGCAGCACCGGGGGCUGCCUCUCUGGCCGCUGUGUCUGCAAGGCGAGCACUACUGGAGAGCGAUGUGAGAGGUGCAAGCGAAACUUCUAUAACUUGGAUGCCAGAAACCCUGCGGGUUGCUCCCCCUGCUUUUGCUACGGGCACUCAGCUGUGUGCGUCAGCGCGGACGACCACAGCAUCUCCAACAUCACCUCCACCUUCCAGCAAGGUGCCGAAGGCUGGCAAGCUGUCUAUGAAAGUGGCUCCCCAGCCCAGCUCCAGUGGUCCCCGCGCCAUCGGGAUGCCUUCAUAGCAGCGAGGAGAUCAGAACCAAUAUACUUUGUGGCGCCUGCAAAAUUCCUCGGGAACCAGCAGCUGAGCUAUGGCCAGACACUCUCCUUUGAUUACCGCCUGGACCGAGGGGGACGCCAGCCAUCUCCGCACGAUGUGGUCCUGGAAGGAGAUGGCCUGAGAGUCACUGCUCCCUUCUUGCCCCAGGGGAAGGUCCUGCCCUGCGGUGUCAGCCAGACGUACACAUUCAGGUUGGACGAGCACCUGAACAGCAAGUGGAGCCCAAGGCUGAACCACUUCGAAUAUCGCAGGCUGCUGGGAAACCUGACAGCUCUCUGGAUCCGAGCCACCUUUGGGGAGUACAGCACUGGCUACAUUGACAACGUCACCCUGGUGUCGGCGCAGCCUGUUGCCGGAGUCCUGGCUCCCUGGGUGGAGCGUUGUGAGUGCCCGGCAGGGUACCAGGGGCAGUUCUGCGAGAGGUGUGCCCCCGGCUACCGCAGAGAUACCCCUGGAUUGGGGCCCUUCAGCAUCUGUGUGCUUUGCAGUUGCCAGGGGGGAGGAAUUUGUGACCCUGACACUGGUGAAUGCUACUCAGGAGACGAAAAUGUGGGCAAUAGUGUCAGCUGCCCUUUUGGCUUCUACCAAGACCCCUGGCAACCACACAACUGCAGGGCGUGCCCCUGUGGCAAUGGCCAAGGGUGCUCAGUGGUGCUGGGCAGCGAGGAGGUCAUCUGUGAUCACUGUCCUCUUGGAGCUGCCGGAGCUAACUGCGAGUACUGUGCUGACGGCUAUUUCGGAGACCCAGCAGCUUCCCGUCCCUGCCAGCCGUGCCAGUGCAAUGGCAAUGUAGAGCCCAAUGCUGUGGGGAACUGUGACCGCCGGACGGGCGAGUGCCUCAAGUGCAUCUACAACACGGCUGGCUUCUAUUGUGACCGCUGCAAAGACGGCUUCUUCGGGAACCCCUUGGCCCCCAAUCCCACUGACAAGUGCAGAGCCUGUGCUUGUGACUUGGCUGGCGCUGAGCCCCUGAAGUGUGGGAGUGAUGGGAGCUGCAUCUGCAAGCCUGGCUUCGAGGGUCCUAGCUGCGAAGAGAGUGAGUGCCCAACUUGCUACAGCCAGGUGAAAGCCCAGGUGGACCUGUACCUGCAGCAGCUGCUGGAGCUAGAGCGGCUGUUCUCAGAGGUGCAAGCUGGCGGUGGGGCUGAGAGCCAGGAGCUGGAGGAGAGGAUGCAGCUGGCUGAGGAGAUGCUACGGACCAUCCUGGGAGAAGCCCUGAGCCUGCAAGCCUCUGACAGGUCUCUGGAAAACCGUGUGGCCAGGAUGAAAGGGCAGGGGUCCAGCUCCCAGGCCCGCUUGGACGAGAUCAAGGCAACGGUGGAGAGGUUGAGGUCUCUUGGGAGCCAGUAUGAGAGGCAGGUGCAGGACACCCAGCAGCUACUGGAGAGAGCCAGGCUGGACCUGGACCGCAGCGGAGCUGCUCUGCAUCGGGUGACCAUUCCUAUUUCAAACCUUCCUGGAGGCUCGAAUCAGUUCUUGAUGCUGGCCCAGGAGGCUCUGAGACUGGCUAACAGCAUUGCUGAAUACAACAGCAAAGGAGUUGGUGGAGAAAACUCGGGGGCCGCUGCCUCUGGCUCCCUGCUCGGGCUGAUCAGGAAAUAUAAGGAACUGAAGUCACUGGCUGGAAGCUUGGAGACUGAGGCUGAUGGCAUGUCCUCCAAGGCAGACAAGGCUUAUCAGGGCAGCCUGGUUCUCCUCAACUCCCUGUCCCGCCUGAUGAAGACUGACAUCGAGUCCUUUGAGGGGGAGGCAACCCGGCUGAAACAGGAUGCCAGUGCUCUCCUGAGCCUGGUGGACACCUACAUGGCACAGUACAGACAGCUGCAGAGCCACACGGGGCGCUGGGAGGAAGAAAUCAAGAAGCUGCUGCAAAGGGGAGAGGGAGAGAGAGCGACACUGAUGCAGCUUCUGUCCCGUGCCAACCUUGCCAAGAGCACAGCCCUGCAAGCCGUGAGUGCUGGCAACACCACCUUCUAUGAGGUGGAACAGAUCCUGAAAAGCCUCCGGGAGUUUAACCUGCAAGCAGAUGACAAGAGAAGGGAAGCCGAAGAUGCUAUGAGGAAGCUACCAAUUAUCAGCAGCAUGGUUGCAAGUGCCAGGGAGAAGACGGACCAAGCUGAAGCAAUCCUGGGCAAAGCCACUUCAGAAUCCAAGGCUGCCAGCAGCGCAGCAGGGGAAGCAAAGGAGAUCACCAUGGGGAUCCAGCAGGAGAUUGCGCAGCUGAAGGUGGAAGCCAACAAGACGGCUGAUGGCGUCCUUGCUCUGGAGAAGGCAGUGGCCACCCUGCAGCGUGAGGCCAAGGAAGUGGAUGGCAAAUUUGAAAGGAAGAUCUUGGAGGUUGAGGCAGAUGCUGCUGUGAUACAGGAGACAGCUCAGGAAGCGCAGACAGUCCACGCCAAGGCUGGCCGGGCAGGAGUGGUUGUGCAGGAGACAUUGAGUGCCCUGGAAGAGCUGCUGCGUCUGAUGAACCAACCUGGUGCUGUGGACGAGGAUGGCCUGAAGCAGCUCGAGAUGAAUUUUAGCAAAGCCAAAACCAGAAGCAACCAGCUGAAGGAUGAGAUGUCAGAGCUGGAGCAAACAGCUGCGCUGCAGAAGGCCCGGGUGCGGACACUGGAAAGCAGCAUUGAUGAGAUCCUGGUGGAUAUUAAAAACCUGGAGGAUAUACAGAAGAGUCUUCCUCCAGGCUGUUACAACACAAAAGCCAUUGAAUUGCCGUGA
This is a messenger RNA of Leptosomus discolor (cuckoo roller), 3477 nucleotides long. The record is from RefSeq and is a predicted model, not a curated record. Lineage: Eukaryota; Metazoa; Chordata; Aves; Leptosomiformes; Leptosomidae.